GGCAGCCUGGGUGGGGUCCUUGGGUAGGAGUAUCACCCGGAGAAUAUGUCAAGGGGCCUCCCUUGGCCUGAGGACGUAGAGCCAUUGGUGGGAGGUUUGGGGUGUGCUGCCCCCUUGUGCCCUUGUUUCCCUGCUACCCUACCUAUUCUGGCCCUCCUGCAGGAAACAAUGAAGGGAGACACCAGACAACUCAACAGAGAGGAGGACGCCAGCGGGAGGGAAGACUCCAUCAUCACUAACGGGGGCUGCAGCGACCAGUCUUCUGACUCCAAGGAUGCGCCCUCACCCCCCAUCCUGGAGGCUAUCAGCACCCCGGAGAUCAGAGGCCGAAGAUCAAGCUCACGACUGUCCAAGAGGGAGGUCUCCAGUCUGCUAAGUUAUACUCAGGAUCUGACGGGUGAUGGAGAUGGCGAAGGGGAAGACGGGGAUGGCUCUGACACCCCAGUGAUGCCAAAACUCUUCCGUGAAACCAGGACUCGGUCUGAAAGCCCAGCUGUCCGAACCCGAAAUAACAACAAUGCCUCCAGCCGUGAGAGGCACAGGCCCUCCCCACGCUCCACCCGAGGCCGGCAGGGCCGCAGUCACGUGGAUGAGUCCCCCGUGGAGUUCUCAGCUACCAGGUCCCUGAGGCGGCGGACAGUAUCCUUGGCAGGCACACCGUGGCCGUCCCCCGCCAGCCCCUACCUCACCAUUGACCUCACAGAUGAUGACGUGAUGCCCCAGAGCAGCAGUACCCCCUACGCCCGCCUGGCCCAGGACAGCCAGCAGGAGAGCUUGGAGUCCCCGCAGGUGGACGCGGAGGGGACAGAUGCCGACAACACCGAGUAUCAGGAUGGGAAGGAGUUUGGAAUAGGGGACCUUGUGUGGGGAAAGAUCAAGGGCUUCUCCUGGUGGCCUGCUAUGGUGGUGUCAUGGAAGGCCACCUCUAAGCGACAGGCCAUGUCCGGCAUGCGGUGGGUCCAGUGGUUUGGUGACGGCAAAUUCUCCGAGGUGUCUGCAGAUAAGCUAGUGGCCCUGGGGCUGUUCAGCCAGCACUUUAACCUGGCGACCUUCAAUAAGCUGGUGUCUUACAGGAAGGCCAUGUACCAUGCUCUGGAGAAAGCCAGGGUACGGGCUGGCAAAACCUUCCCCAGCAAUCCUGGUGACUCCUUGGAGGACCAGCUGAAGCCCAUGUUGGAGUGGGCCCACGGGGGUUUUAAGCCCACCGGGAUCGAGGGCCUCAAACCCAACAACAAGCAACCAGAGAACAAGACCCGAAGACGCACAGCCGAUGACUCGGCCACCUCGGACUACUGCCCCCCACCCAAGCGCCUCAAGACAAACUGCUAUAACAAUGGAAAAGACCGAGGAGACGAGGACCAGAGUCGAGAACAAAUGGCUUUGGAUGUUAGCAACAACAAGGGUAGCCUGGAAGAUAGCUGUCUGUCCUGCGGUAGGAAAAACCCUGUGUCCUUUCACCCUCUCUUUGAGGGUGGGCUCUGCCAGACAUGCCGGGACCGGUUCCUCGAGCUGUUCUACAUGUACGACGAUGAUGGCUAUCAGUCCUACUGCACUGUGUGCUGUGAGGGCCGCGAGCUGCUUCUGUGCAGCAACACGAGCUGCUGCCGGUGCUUCUGUGUGGAGUGCCUGGAGGUGCUGGUGGGCACAGGCACGGCAGCAGAUGCGAAGCUGCAGGAGCCCUGGAGUUGCUACAUGUGCCUCCCACAGCGCUGUCACGGCGUCCUGCGGCGCCGGAAGGACUGGAACAUGCGCCUGCAGGCCUUCUUCACCAGCGACACGGGGCUCGAAUACGAAGCCCCCAAGUUAUACCCUGCGAUUCCCGCAGCCCGAAGGCGGCCCAUUCGAGUCUUAUCCCUGUUUGAUGGAAUUGCAACAGGGUACUUGGUCCUGAAAGAAUUGGGCAUCAAAGUGGAGAAGUACGUCGCCUCCGAAGUGUGUGAAGAAUCCAUCGCUGUUGGAACUGUCAAGCAUGAGGGCAACAUCAAAUAUGUGAAUGACGUCAGGAACAUCACAAAGAGAAACAUUGAAGAAUGGGGCCCCUUUGACUUGGUGAUUGGUGGAAGCCCAUGCAAUGAUCUCUCAAAUGUGAACCCAGCCAGGAAAGGCCUGUACGAGGGCACCGGCCGGCUCUUCUUUGAGUUCUACCACCUGCUGAAUUACACACGCCCCAAGGAGGGUGACGACCGGCCCUUCUUCUGGAUGUUUGAGAAUGUGGUAGCCAUGAAGGUCGGUGACAAGAGGGACAUCUCUCGUUUCCUAGAGUGUAACCCAGUGAUGAUCGAUGCCAUCAAAGUGUCUGCUGCUCACAGGGCCCGCUACUUCUGGGGCAACCUGCCUGGAAUGAACAGGCCCGUGAUAGCAUCAAAGAAUGAUAAACUCGAGCUGCAGGACUGCUUGGAGUUCAAUAGGACAGCAAAGUUAAAGAAAGUACAGACAAUAACCACCAAGUCGAACUCGAUCAGACAGGGGAAAAACCAACUUUUCCCUGUUGUCAUGAAUGGCAAAGAAGAUGUUUUGUGGUGCACUGAGCUAGAAAGGAUCUUCGGCUUUCCUGUACACUACACGGAUGUGUCCAACAUGGGCCGUGGUGCCCGCCAGAAGCUGCUUGGGAGGUCCUGGAGUGUGCCUGUCAUCCGACACCUCUUCGCCCCCCUGAAGGACUACUUUGCCUGUGAAUAGCCCCCAGGCACCCUGAGCCCAGGAGCACUGGGGCAUGUGGGGCAGAGCCAGGACCCAGGAGGUACAGCCUCAGCUCUGCCCUUCCUCUGCUCCGCGUUGUGGGGUUGCGCCACCUAUCCUUGGCAGGAGCAGAGCCGUGCGACCCCCUCCUGGCAGGGAAAGCCUGAGGUGCUGCCUCCUUGUGCACAAUUCAGACCUGGCUGCUAGGAGUGGCCAAACACGGUGCUCAUUUUAUCUUCUAAAAUUUUUAAAACUUGAAGUAGGUAGUAAGAUGGGUUUUUUUUUUUUUUUUUCCCCUCCCGGGUUUACCGCUCAGAGAAACAAUGGCUAAGAUACCAAAACCACAGUGCCAACAGCCCUCCAAUACUCAGGUUAAUGCUGAAAAAUCACCCAAGACAGUUAUGCCAAGACUAUGAUUUUUAAAAAACAUCUGCGGCUCCUUGUUUCCCAGGACUGCAGUGGUAGACAUGUAGCUAAGGGACAUUUUAAGGGCCCUGGAUGUUUUUCUUCCUAGGGCUAGCAGAAGAGGAGAUGAUGUCUAUGUCGUUCUUGAAUUUUCCCUAGCACAUUCCCCUGGCCUCAGUAUAAAGGGCUGGGACCCGCUGUCAGGGCCCGUGUAGAGUAUUUUCUGUAAUGAUGAUGAUUUCAGCAGGGAUGACCUCAUCAUCACAUUCAGGGCUAUUUUCCCCCCCACAGACCCACAGGUAGGACCACCCUUAGCGAUAUCCCUCCCAGUGACUGCAAUAGAACCCUCCGGGGAGCUCAGGAAGGGGUGGGCUGGGUAUAAAUUGCCACAUAUUAUGCGGACAGGUAUGGCUUCUCGCUAUCUCCCUCUUCCCCACUAGAAGGGAACAAAGGAGUAGGCUUAGGUAAGACAUCCCUGCCCACCCCCAAAACGCACCCUUCCAGACUACUCUGCAGGCACAGGUCUCCACAGUAGAAGUAGGAUACCCCAAUUCCUCAGCCUUUUUCUAAACUGAGAAGCAAUGACAGCCGGGGCACAAGCACAUUCCCUGCACUCUCCCCUCAUCUAAGAGAUUGCAGGGGGAAACUGCAAUAAAAGCUCGACCCUCCUUCCAGAGAUUUUAAAGUCCUUUUGUAUUCCAUGAGAAGUUGUUUUUAGGGGGAAUGGGAGGUCAGGAAAGCUGCAUUUCAGAAAUGCUGUCGUAAUGGUUUUUAACACCUUUUACUCUUCUUACUGGUGCUAUUUUGUAGAAUAAGGAACAACGUUGACAGGUUUUGUGGGAAUUUUUUUAUACACUUUUUUUUAAAAUCACAGACUUCUAUUUUUAUGUUUUAACAUUUUCAUAAAAAGUUUUUUUUUUUUUUUGUAACUGGAGCCACGUAACAAGUAUGGGGGAAAAUUGUGCCUUGUUUCAACAGUCUUGCUAAUUUUUAGGCUGAAAAAUGACAGAUGCCUAGAGUUUACCUUAUGUUGAAUUAAAAUCAGUAUUUCUCUAA
Molecule: messenger RNA, 4140 nt
Organism: Panthera uncia (snow leopard)
Lineage: Eukaryota; Metazoa; Chordata; Mammalia; Carnivora; Felidae
Gene: DNMT3B
Product: DNA methyltransferase 3 beta
Exons: 21
Coding region: 46-2679 (877 amino acids)
Biological process (GO): negative regulation of transcription by RNA polymerase II
Cellular component (GO): nucleus
Molecular function (GO): DNA (cytosine-5-)-methyltransferase activity, acting on CpG substrates; DNA binding
Source: RefSeq, a predicted model, not a curated record